Messenger RNA from Perkinsus marinus ATCC 50983, 468 nucleotides. RefSeq lists its product as hypothetical. The record is from RefSeq and is a predicted model, not a curated record. The transcript is spliced from 4 exons. NCBI's taxonomy places the organism in Eukaryota, Perkinsozoa, Perkinsida, Perkinsidae. Bases 1 to 468 code for a protein of 155 amino acids.
AUGGUAGUCCCACCUCCACCCCAACGAGGCACGGAAGGCCCUGUUCUUCCAGAAGCACAGGCCCUGAAGGCGAACCCUGUGGAGGGUCGUGGUCGGCAAGCUACCAUCAGUGAAUCGACUUCUCCUGCUUCCGUGAGUCGGCCUGGGGCCAGUACGAAUCCUAGUGGUCGAGAACUGUCACCCUUGACUGAAGAGCGCAGCUUGGAGAUUGAUGAACGUGUUCUUGAUGGCCCCGAGAUGAGGAAGGACAGUUCCACUGAAGACCACAUGAAACGAAUGCGGAGUGGAUCCAGCAAUAUCAUGGUAGCGGUUAGAACGAGGAGUCUCCUGCCCUUCGAAAAGGCUCAAGGUGGAAGGGAAGUCCUCAGGGUGCUGGAGAAUAAGGCUAUAAACCGGACCACUGGACUCCCCUCGGCUACGCACGUCGUCCAUUGGCGCAAGAGACCCGGUGGCGGUGAGGUGCUGUAG